Molecule: messenger RNA, 4527 nt
Organism: Striga hermonthica
Lineage: Eukaryota; Viridiplantae; Streptophyta; Magnoliopsida; Lamiales; Orobanchaceae
Source: the annotation of a GenBank genome assembly
AUGGGCAGCGGUGGAGAGGAUCUGCAGAAGGUGAAGCGGGCCGCCGCCGCCGCGCACGAUUACGAGAACGACCCACGGUGGGCGGAUUACUGGUCAAACGUGCUCAUUCCGCCCCACAUGGCCUCCCGUAACGAUGUCGUCGUCGAUCACUUCAAGCACAAGUUCUACCGGCGCUACAUCGAUCCUGAACUAAUUGUGGAGCCGAUAGGUACUAGCAGCACAUCUCAGCCAGCUAGAGCAUCUACCACACCAUCUCAAUCUUCAUCUUCGUCCACUUACAAUAGCAAUACGCGCCAGAGGAAUUCAGGGUCCUCAACUAGAACCUCAGGGACAUCGACAGCCCCACCACCUAGUCCGACAUCAUUGCGCUGGGAUCAACAGACCAUUCAGUUUUCUGUCAAUGCCUGGGUCCUUGUUGUUGCAGUUUUUGCAAUUUUUCCACUAGUGCCUACAAAUCUCUCCAAUCGCGCAUAUCGACUUUCCUUCUUUGGCACUGCAUGCUCUUCUCUUUGUUCCUUGUAUUCAUUGUAUGGGAAACCUAGAGCAUGGAACCUACCGGCUUUGCAAGUAUGGUUCCAGUCUGUGGUAGUUACGAAAGAUUUUAUCUACUCAAUAUACUGCCUUUCUUUCCUCACUUCACAUCUGUGCCUCAAAUUUGCUUUAAUACCCAUACUAUGUCGGACCCUGGAGCAUGUUGCGAAGUUUCUGAGGCGCAACUUUAGCAGGUCAACCUUGUACAGAAAGUACUUGGAAGAGGCUUGCGUCUGGGUAGUGUUACAUACAACUACUCUUAGCAUUCUGUCCUCAAAUGCUGAGAUUGGAAUUGGGUUCCUCCUGAUUAUUUCUCUCUUCUCGUGGCAACGCAAUAUUGUACAAACAUUUAUGUACUGGCAGAUUUUGAAGCUCAUGUACCAUGCCCCUGCAACUGCUGGAUACCACCAAAGUACUUGGGCUAAAAUUGGGCGGACCGUGAACCCGUUAAUCAUGCGCUAUGCACCAUUCUUAAAAACCCCAAUUUCUGCUUUGCAGAGGGGGUUUUUGAGACUUUUCAAGAACUUCAUUGGAGACGACGAGCGGGUUUAUGUUUGUUCGGGCAACGACUUCUUCUCCUUCGAAAGUAACGGUACUAUCGCAUGGAAAGUACACUUGAACUACACAUGCAAUCCAAACAUAGCUCCAGUUCAUGGAGGCUCGAGCAAGAUAUACGUAGUUGCAGAGGAAAGGGUACUAAAAAUCUAUCCUCUGAGGAUUGGAACUUCCGAAGCUCCUGUCGAAGUUUUUUUCGGUCCCGCGCAAGGCAAAGAAGGUCCCGACGAAAUAACGGGACUUUCUGCAAGCAUAUCAAGCUCAUGUGUGCUCGUUAAUGUUAAAAAUCGAGGGCUUUUCGCGUUAAGGUUGACCGGUCAACUUAUAUGGAGUGCUGGCCCAGUGCUUUAUCGACACGGUUAUCGACAAGGUUGCAGAAAAAACAUCACAGAGUGUUAUUUUACUUCGAAACCCGUGAUCGAUCAAUGUGAAGCUAGUAUAUUCAUUUUGAAUACUGUGGGGGAACUAUAUUCGUUAUCUGUUCGUGGGCCUUACUUUAAAUGGAUUCAAGAUUUAAGUUCGUAUGGGGGCACGUUUAAAGUUACUACAGGAAAUAACGGUCGAUUAUAUGUAACUAUACAAGAUAAAUCUCCUCUCGUCUUAGCGUUAGACGUUUUUACGGGGAAUUUACUGUGGCGAGGAAGUAUCGGGCCCUUAAGCUCAUCAGAUUACGAGCCACUUGUUGAUGCUACAGGUUGGGUUUCGUAUGGCUCGUUAGAUGGAUUUCUUUAUUCGUUUUCGCCUAAAGGACUUCUCAAAAAGUUCCCGAAAUCAGUAAGUUUGAACUCGGUUAUUCAAGUUGAACCGAUACUCGAUUGCUCUGGGUAUGGAGUGUACUUUUCUCAAACAGAAAUGGAAGGGAAAAUGUCACACGAGUAUGAUUAUGUAUCGGCAUUGAAACCGAAAAAUUCCAAAUUUACUCUUCUCGAUCCAGCUUCUGGCUCGAUUUACCGGUCGGAAAAUAAUCCUGCAGGUAAACUCUUAUUCAACUUGUCACAGAGUGAUCUUAAACAUUUUGCAGUCGAUGAACGAACUCUUUUGGCUUUCUUUGCUGCUUCAAGUAAUUUUUGCUUUGUUGCAGGCGUUAAACUUAAAUCUAGCUGCUCGCAGGUGAAGACUGAGAGCAUCAGUAUCUACACAGGUAAUCAGAGGACCAUUGUUAUGUUCCUCGUAAUCGAGUCCGUAGUUUUGGUAAUUUUAGCAGCUGUUGUGUGGUAUUGCUGCAUCUUCUGGAAGAAGAAAAAGCUUCGAGGCCUCGAGCUCGGAAAGUUUCUUGAAAAGCGGCGGUCUCUAAGAUUUCAAAAGAAGGCGUUCGACAAAAUGAUAAAGGAGCUCGAGCAGAAAGCAGCAGCUUCGGAUGAAAGAGUAUCUAACUUAGAGUUGUUCGAAAAGUUAAGCGAUUUGGUUAAGGAAAGAGAAGGCGUAAGAAAAAAGCUCUCGACCACAUACAGUUUAGGACGUGACAAGGAAAGAUCACGUUCGAGUUCUCUACUUCCAUUAUGCGACAAAAAGUCUAGAAGCUUCUCGUUCCAAGGUUCCAAGAAAGAGAGUGUCACGAUAUUUCACAACGAAAGCACGAGUUGUGAAGACGUUGAGAGUAGCGAUUUUUCGGGAGAUGGUGAAUUUGACGAGCGUGUCGAGGGGAAGGGGAAAGGGUUAGAACUCGUACUCCAUUCAAUGGAGACACAGGAGUUAAUCAAACUUCCAGCUUCCAGUAACUCCGGGCAUGCAAGUGAGCAUGAGGGUCCAAAUGAGUUUGGUCGUGUAGCCAUUACAUCGGGUUCUCGAAAUUUGAACUCUGAGAUAAAAGCUGAGAUUAAUGGGGAAGCUGGAAUGUUGUCGAAAGAUGAUGACGUGGACAUGUCAAUUUCAAGUGGUGAGGAGAAUUUGGAUCUUAACAGCUCUGUGCUGAAAGAUGAUCUUGAAACAGCAGAUUCGGUCGAAGUGGCUGUGGAAAUGACAUCUGUCACCCAUGUGAAUUCUGAAAAUGGAUCUCUACCUGUCCAGCCAGAAAUCAGUUCCAGUACUCCUAUGAAAGAUGAAACCCUUUUGUCUAAACGUGGUGUCAAGAGACCUCGUGAAUCUGUUGAUGAGCAGCAUUCUUCAGUGCGUGUAAUCUAUAGUUCUUUGCCAAGAGAAAGCAAACAAAAACUUGAAGAGCUAUUGCAGCAGUGGUCAAAAUGGCAUUCACAAAAGUGUUCAUCUUCAGAUAAAUCUAUGCUGGAAUCGGGAGAAAAGACCUACUUUCCAGCUCUUCGCGUUGGCUUGGACAAUCCGUCUGCAAUAACCUUUUGGGUGGACAAUCAAAAGAAGUUGAAGUCAGGCAAGGAUUCUGAACCAUUGGAUAGCACUUCAGUCCCUCUAUAUGAUCGUGGAUAUUCUUUAGCUUUGACUUCUGGUGAUGCUUCCAGUAGAUUAGAUAGUGGUGUGAAGUUGGAUACUUCACGUUGUUUCAACUGCGGUUCUUACGGCCAUGCUCUGAAAGAUUGCCCAAAACCUCGUGAUACUGUUGCUGUUAAUAAUGCUCGGAGAGAGCACAGGUCCAGACGAAAUCAAAAUUCCAAUUCUCGUAAUUUCACCCGGACGAGAUAUUAUCAAAGUUCUCGUGGGGGGAAGUAUGAUGGUUUAAUGCCAGGUGUGCUUGAUGCCGAAACACGCCGGAUGUUGGGGCUUAGGGAGCUCGAUCCACCUCCUUGGCUUAAUCGAAUGCGAGAACUAGGAUAUCCACCUGGCUAUUUAGACGUUGACCUGGAGGAUCAGCCUUCGGGGAUUAAAAUUUUUGGAGAAGAGACAAACGAGAAUGAAGACGAAAAACUUGGUGUGGGCCCCAUCGAGCCCUCCAAGAAGAAGGCAGUCGAGUUCCCUGGAAUAAAUGCUCCAAUUCCCGAGAAUGCAGACAAGUGGCUCUGGGCACAAAACCCUAUGAACUCCUCGAAUAUUUCCGAACACCGUUCACAACGCAGGCAUAAUAACCCCUCACCGUACGAAAAUCUCAACAGAAAUGAGCGGAGGUGGUCAAAGGACUACUUGGAUGACGAUGGCCCCCCGGGCUGCGCUCCCUGGACGAGCCCGUCUCUUUCGAAUCACUUACCUAGGUACAGUGAUUACGAGUAUGGGCUCAGCCCGCCUCUUUCGAAUCACUUCCCUAGAUAUGGUGAUUACGAGUAUGGUGGGCUCAGCCCGCGUGCUAGCCCGCCUCUUUUGGAUCACUUCCCUAGAUACAGUGAUUACGAGUGUGGGCUCAGCUCACGAGCUAGCCCGCCUCUUUUGGAUCACUUCCCUAGAUACAGUGAUUAUAAGUGUGGGCUCAGCCCGAAUGUGCCGUGGAGCCCAAGCUAUGGCAGGUCGUGGUCGGACAGGGGUAUGAGUUCCCCGCUGAUGCAUGAUGGUCCCCCGAGCCAUGGGCAAUAUGGUAAUUUCAUUCAUAACUCUCCCUGGUAA